This is a messenger RNA of Quercus lobata, 814 nucleotides long. RefSeq names its product protein BIC1-like. Gene Ontology annotation, biological process: blue light signaling pathway. The coding region runs from base 106 to 654 and encodes 182 amino acids. The transcript is spliced from 2 exons. NCBI's taxonomy places the organism in Eukaryota, Viridiplantae, Streptophyta, Magnoliopsida, Fagales, Fagaceae. The record is from RefSeq and is a predicted model, not a curated record.
AAUCUUUCAACUAAAAGUUAGCAAUAGAGAAAGAAGCAAAGUUGAACAACAAGAAGAAGAAGAGGAAGAAAAAGAAGAAGAAGAACCAUUUCCCAUUCUCAUUGCAUGAGAAAAAAACCCCCCACCAAAAUGGAUAACCAAAAUUCAGCUGAAUUCCAUUGCCAUAUUCCUUCUCAACCACUAGAGUCCAAGAAAAUCCAUCGCCCUUAUUAUAACAAUGAAACUGAACAAGAAAGCCCUUCCUAUGAUAAUGAUGGUGAUGAUAACAAGGUUACACAAGGCUCAUCUUCAAAAACCAGUCACUUUGACAAGAAGGAAACUGCAUUGCAAGGCCUGCCUUCGAGUCUAGUAGAUGUUGGCAAAGAACAGAAGAGCUCUAUGGCCAUGGUCAUGCCAGAAGAUAGUGCACGUGAGAGGCUGAAGAGGCAUAGAGUUGAGGUGGCUGGUCAGGUUUGGAUUCCAGAUAUAUGGGGUCAGGAAGAGCUUUUGAAGGAUUGGAUAGAUUGUUCUGCUUUUGAUGCUUCUUUAGUCCCUAAUGGAAUCAUGUCAGCUCGUGCAGCUUUGGCUGAUGAGGGAAGGAGAGCAACUUCUAGCGGGUUAAGAAUAGAAAACAGAUCCAGGAAUUUCAAUUCUGCAAAUCCAAACCCAGGAUGAGGAUUUUGAAAAGUAUGAAGAGUGCAACAUGUUUCUCAAUCGCCAUUCCUUCUUUUAGUAGGUCAUCUUAAAUCUUGAAUAUUUAGCAAAUCGAUCGUAAUUAGCCUGAUUGUUCAAUGCUUAUCUUUCUAUUCCUUUUCUAGUCUCUGGACAUUAAUUU